Saccoglossus kowalevskii is the source of this 612-nucleotide messenger RNA. RefSeq names its product DNA-directed RNA polymerase II subunit 1-like. The record is from RefSeq and is a predicted model, not a curated record. NCBI's taxonomy places the organism in Eukaryota, Metazoa, Hemichordata, Enteropneusta, Harrimaniidae.
AUGAGCUAUACAGCAUACUCUGAUGGCUAUACAGCAUACCCUGAUGGCUAUACAGCAUACUCUGAUGGCUAUAUAGCAUACUCUGAUGGCUAUACAGCAUACUCUGAUGGCUAUGCAGCAUACUCUGAUGGCUAUACAGCAUACACUGAUGGCUAUACAGCAUACUCUGAUGGCUAUACAGCACACUCUGAUGGCUAUACAGCAUACUCUGAUGGCUAUAUAGCAUACUCUGAUGGCUAUACAGCAUACUCUGAUGGCUAUAUAGCAUACUCUGUUGGCUAUAUAGCAUACUCUGAUGGCUAUACAACACACUCUGAUGGCUAUACAGCAUACUCUGAUGGCUAUACAGCAUACUCUGAUGGCUAUACAGCAUACUCUGAUGGCUAUAUAGCAUACUCUGUUGGCUAUAUAGCAUACUCUGAUGGCUAUACAACACACUCUGAUGGCUAUACAGCAUACUCUGAUGGCUAUAUAGCAUACUCUGAUGGCUAUAUAGCAUACUCUGAUGGCUAUAUAGCAUACUCUGAUGGCUAUACAGCAUACUCUGAUGGCUAUACAGCAUACUCUGAUGGCUUCACAGCAUACUCUGAUGGCUUCACAGCAUACUCUUGA